Messenger RNA from Aureobasidium melanogenum CBS 110374, 657 nucleotides. RefSeq names its product endo-1,4-beta-xylanase. The record is from RefSeq and is a predicted model, not a curated record. Gene Ontology annotation, biological process: xylan catabolic process. Lineage: Eukaryota; Fungi; Ascomycota; Dothideomycetes; Dothideales; Saccotheciaceae. The transcript is spliced from 4 exons. Bases 1 to 657 code for a protein of 218 amino acids. Gene Ontology annotation, molecular function: hydrolase activity, hydrolyzing O-glycosyl compounds.
AUGCCUUCGUUCAAAAACAUCUUUCUUGCAUCCGCAUGUGCUGCUCUUGCACUAGCUGCCCCGGUCAACAACAUCAGGAAGCGUAGUGAGACGAUCACUGACAACGAAACUGGUACUUACGGUGGCUACUACUUCUCGAACUACGUCGAGACAGGCUCCGACUCUUUCACGAUUGGAACUGGCACUUACAAUCUGCAAUGGACCAGUGCCAAUACCGAUGUUGUUGCUGGCAUCGGUUGGGCAACCGGCGCGGCACGCACAAUUAACUACACUGGAUCCAUAGAUGCUGAUAAUGACAGUCUCAUUGCUCUGUACGGCUGGACUACCGGCCCUCUCGUCGAGUACUAUGUCAUUGAGACCUACGGCACCUACAACCCUGGCAGCGCUGGAACUCAUCUGGGCACUGUCACUACUGACGGUGGUGUCUACGAUAUCUACGAGACCACACGUACCAACGCCCCCUCGAUCCAGGGAACUGCCACAUUCCACCAAUACCUCUCCGUGCGUCAGACCAAGCGCACCAGUGGUACCAUCACCUUCCAGAAUCACAUCAAUGCUUGGGCAUCUUUGGGCUUGAACCUCGGCACUUUCAACUACCAGAUCAUGGCCACCGAGGGCUACGAGAGCACCGGCUCUUCAUCCGUUACAAUCAACUAG